CAGGUCAAGUUUGAUCCAAAAACUCCAAUAAAAAACAUCAACCCGACCACUGAGCUGGCUGCUCGUUGAUGAUUUACUGAUUAUGUGGGUUUAUUGUUGAUGGGUAAGCGUGUAAACUGUCGUACACGCAAUUUAUACUGCGAGUUGGUGGUCAAGUCUGGCAAUCUGCAUUCGCGAACUUGUGUGCAAGCAGUGUUUUGUUGGAUCUCAAACAUCCUGCAACUCGCACAGUUGUUUGCACAGUUGCUCGCCUAUCAAUCCAACUGGAUCUGCAACUCUGUCAAGCAAAUCCGUAGUGCAAUCUGCUGAUGUUGAUGUGACUACAAUAAACACAAAACUCACCGAAAUAACACUUGCUGAUCUGACAGGUCAAUGAGUGACACUCUAACCAUUAAUACCAAACAAACAACGUUUUGAAUCAACAAUCAACUGUCAUGACAAUUGGUAACAUUCGUGGUCAUUUGGCAUUCAUCUCAAACCAUCACAUCAAACACAUUUCUAAAAUCGAUUGCUGGACAACUCAACUCGGUGCACGAGUCCGCAUUACUGUGUCAGAAUUGUUAAACAUUGGUAAUGUGAAAUAUCAUAAAUAACGAGAUAUUUCAGAGACUCGUACGCGACGCAUAUAUGUUUGAGGCGAUGUCUAUCGCAGCCAUCACUUGUGCAAUAACAAGAGACUUUCUCAGCUAUGACGUCUAAUUCACGGAUACGCAUAACCGUUAUUUAUAUCUUUAUAAAAUGAUCAAUGUUUUCUUUUAUCAAUAAACAACACAAU
Molecule: messenger RNA, 775 nt
Organism: Batrachochytrium dendrobatidis JAM81
Lineage: Eukaryota; Fungi; Chytridiomycota; Chytridiomycetes; Rhizophydiales
Exons: 1
Coding region: 100-309 (69 amino acids)
Source: RefSeq, a predicted model, not a curated record